Molecule: messenger RNA, 661 nt
Organism: Lichtheimia ornata
Lineage: Eukaryota; Fungi; Mucoromycota; Mucoromycetes; Mucorales; Lichtheimiaceae
Exons: 1
Source: RefSeq, a predicted model, not a curated record
AUGGGUCAAACUCGAAGGAAGGUGCCUGGUCGUGCUGUUGAAACUGCUGGUGGACACACAUUGUCGAUUGAUGAACAAGUUACUUUGGUGUUGGAUGCUGCGGGGUACAAGCACAGCGUCGAUGCCUUUGUGCUGGAUACCAAGUUUGACGUUAUCCUCGGACGCGACUGGUUGAAAGCUGUGAAUCCAAUACCAGCAUGGGAUGUCGACACUUGGCAAAUCAACAAGAAUGGUCAUCAGUAUUUGCUUCGUCCCAAACAUGAACGCACCUUUCCCGAUUUGGCCUACCUGCUUUCGGAUCGGCAACUACAACGACAUGAUCGCCUCAAAAAGAUCUCCGAGUUCUAUCUUUGCUAUGUCAAGCCCUCUGAAAACGUUGACAAGGAGUCUAUUGAUGCAUUGCUCAAUGAGUUCAAGGACGUGUUUCAAGACCGUUUGCCUGGUUUACCUCGUGAACGGGAUGUAGCACAUAUCAUUGACACUGGAGAUGCCGAACCAAUCAAUCGACCACCCUUCAAGAUGAGCCCUUUGGGGCUGGACGAGUUGCGCAAACAACUAAAAGAAUUGUUAGACUUACGUCUAAUUCGCCCUAGCACAUCACCUUGGGGCAACCCCGUUAAAUCCCCUCGAUUUUCAACUUUGAGAUUCUCAGCCUUUUCCC